This is a messenger RNA of Syngnathus acus (greater pipefish), 1751 nucleotides long. RefSeq names its product cytochrome P450 4F3 (gene cyp4f3). Gene Ontology annotation, molecular function: iron ion binding; heme binding; monooxygenase activity. The coding region runs from base 38 to 1633 and encodes 531 amino acids. The transcript is spliced from 13 exons. NCBI's taxonomy places the organism in Eukaryota, Metazoa, Chordata, Actinopteri, Syngnathiformes, Syngnathidae. The record is from RefSeq and is a predicted model, not a curated record.
UCUCAUAUCACCAUUUCUCUGUCUGCACGGUGCGAAGAUGUCUCUCCUCUUACGCGUCUUCUGUCAUGUGUUCUGCUGGGUCACCCUUUGCCAGGUCCUACAAGUGGCUGCUGCAGGACUGGUUGCCACGGUUACAUUCUGGACCGCCAAGUUAUUGCUUCAACAUGCUUGGUUUACUUAUCGACUGUCCUGUUUCAGUAAGCCUCAUGCGGGUUCUUGGCUGAUAGGUCACUUAGGUCAGAUGCAAAGUACAGAGGAAGGUCUCCUGCAAGUGGAUGAGUUAGUGCAGACAUAUAAACAUUCCUGCAGCUGGUUCCUCGGGCCCUUCUAUCAUCUGGUUAGACUAUUUCACCCGGACUAUGUCAAACCUCUGCUAAUGGCACCUGCCAGUAUCACUGUCAAAGAUGAGCUCAUUUAUGGGCAUCUCCGUCCAUGGCUCGGGGAAAGUCUAUUACUCAGCAAUGGGAAGGUCUGGUCCCGCAGGAGGCGUCUUCUGACCCCCGCCUUUCAUUUCGACAUAUUGAAGAACUACAUUUCAAGAUUUAACACUUCGGCAGACACCAUGCACGAUAAAUGGCGACGCCUGGCGGCAGAAGGCAGCACUACUGUCGAGAUAUUUGACCACGUGACUCUGAUGACGUUGGACAGUUUACUGAAAUGUGCCUUCAGUUACAGUAGCAACUGUCAAGAGUCAAGCAGUGAGUACGUGUCAGCCAUAGUGGAGCUGAGCGAUCAAAUAAUAGCGCGCCGCCAAAAUAUCCUGCACCACUGGGAUUGGAUUUAUUGGAGGACACAAGAGGGGAAACGUUUUAAGAGGGCUUUAAACAUCGUGCACAGUUUUACAAGAAAAGUGGUUCAGAAGCGCCGCGCCCUCCUCAAGCAGCCCUUGUCUGGUUCCACCUCAACAUCUCAGAGGAAAAAGGAUUUUGUGGACAUCAUACUGCUGUCCAAGGAUGAAGACGGACAUGGCUUAACAGAUGAGGAAAUGGAAGCCGAGGCCAACACCUUCAUGUUUGCGGGUCAUGACACCACAGCCAGUGCCAUUUGCUGGACACUUUACAAUUUAGCACGCCACACGCACUGUCAAGAGAAAUGCAGGAAGGAGGUGCUGGAGCUUAUGCAGGAGCGUGAAGGACGGGGAAUGGAGUGGGACGAUCUGUCCAACCUUCCUUUCACCACCAUGUGCAUCCGGGAGGCGCUGAGGUUACACUCGCCGGUUCAGGCCGUAACCAGGAGGUACACCCAGGACAUGCCAUUGCCAGGGAACCGGACAGUACCAAAGGGUGCCAUCUGUUUAGUCAGCAUUUAUGGGACACACCAUAAUCCUGCAGUAUGGACGAAUCCACAUGAGUUCGAUCCUCAGCGUUUUGAACCAAUCAACCAAGAGGGCCGCUCUUCCCACGCUUUUAUUCCAUUUUCCUCAGGCCCCAGAAACUGCAUCGGUCAGAAAUUUGCGCUCGCGGAGCUUCGUGUUGUUGUGUCACUGACGCUGCUCAGGUUCCGUUUGACGCUGGGGGUGAACCCCAACCUUGGAUCCAGUGAGGUUCGCCGUCUACCCCAGCUGGUGCUGAGAGCAGAGGGUGGCCUCUGGCUGCAGCUGGAACCUCUGACACCAGCCAAUAUGGAGACAUGAUGCUGUUUUGUUGCCUUCCUUACCCAAAUGGUUGGCACUGUCAGUAAUGCAAAAUGCAAAUCAAUUGUUUAAACAAUAAAACAGGUGGGAAACGAGAAAAAGACCACUACAAAAUGUU